Molecule: messenger RNA, 787 nt
Organism: Owenia fusiformis
Lineage: Eukaryota; Metazoa; Annelida; Polychaeta; Sabellida; Oweniidae
Source: the annotation of a GenBank genome assembly
CAGGGAUCCCAGCUCCUGUAGACAGGGCUUCGUGAUAGUGAUGAAAGGGUAUCGUUUGUGGCCCACCAGGUCUUAUUGCCAGCAUUUGACUUAUAAUAUAUUUACUUCUAUGUAUUUCAGGGAUCCCAGCUUCUAUGGACAGGGCUGCAUGAUAGUGAUGAAAAGGUGUCAUUUGUGGCCCACCAGGUCUUACUACCAGCAUUUGCUAUGUGGGCUGAUGAACUGGGGAAAUUGCAGUCUGAUAUGCUGAAUGCCUUAUUAGAUAAGAUAGAAGAUCUUGUUCAGGGAGCUGUGAGUUCAAGGUCAAGUUCCUCAGUUCUCCCAUUAGAUGAGACAAAAUUCAACCAGCAUAUCUCCAUCUUUGAAGAGCUUGUGCCAUUCCUUUUCUCAUCCAUCUUGCUGACAGGCCCAUAUAUAGACAAAAUAGAAACCGUGCGUGAUGUCACUGAAGUUGAAAUUGCAAGGUUUCCAAAACCGUCAUCUCAGCUGACUGAUCUAUCGACCAUUGUUGGUUCUCGAGCGACACUUGCCCGCUAUAUCUACCUCUAUGAGGCAUACAUCGCUGAGGAGUGGUUUGCACCCUGGGAUGGGUUCUCAUGGGCCACUGACGACAUGAUUCCUCGAUUGCUAAAGGUGCUUAGAAUGUUAGACAUGUCACUGCCGAGAGUAACACAUGUCUUGGCUUUACUCUUCAACAAUAUGUGUAGGACAUUUGGAAAGACAUUUGUCCACACAAAGGUGCAUCCGAUAUUCAAAGAGGUACUUACCAUUCCAGAAGAAGUUAUGG